Molecule: messenger RNA, 1056 nt
Organism: Budorcas taxicolor (takin)
Lineage: Eukaryota; Metazoa; Chordata; Mammalia; Artiodactyla; Bovidae
Product: 2-acylglycerol O-acyltransferase 2-like
Exons: 6
Coding region: 52-1056 (334 amino acids)
Biological process (GO): triglyceride biosynthetic process; diacylglycerol biosynthetic process
Cellular component (GO): endoplasmic reticulum membrane
Molecular function (GO): 2-acylglycerol O-acyltransferase activity; diacylglycerol O-acyltransferase activity
Source: RefSeq, a predicted model, not a curated record
CAGUCCGCAGCAGAACUCAGAGACGCCUCCAGGACCCACAGAGGAGCCAGCAUGGUGGAGUUCGCGCCUUUGUUUGUGCCACUGGAGCGCAGAUUGCAGACCUUCGCGGUCCUGCAAUGGAUCUUCUCCAUCUUGGUCUUGCCCCUUCUCUGCCUUGUGGUCUUCAUAGGCCUCCUGUUCACAAGAUUCUGGUUCUUCAGUAUCCUGUAUGCGAUCUGGUUAUACUUGGACCAAAAUAAGCCAUGGCAGGGGGGCAGGCACAGUGAGAUCCUAAGGCACUGGGUCAUAUGGAAGUACAUGAAGGACUAUUUCCCCGUCUCGCUAGUCAAGACUGCUGAGUUGGACCCCUCCCGGAACUACCUCGCUGGCUUCCACCCUCAUGGAGUCCUGUCGGUCGGAGUUUUUACCAACCUGAGCUCAGGGAGCACGGGCUUCUUCUCAGUUUUCCCUGGCAUCCAGCCACAUGUGACAACGAUAAACAUAUUUUUCUGGAUCCCAUUCUUCAGGGAUUACAUCAUGCAAGGGGGGCUGGUCCCAGCAGACAAAGAGAGUGUUGCUCACAUUCUGAGCAGGAAAGGAAGCGGCAACCUAGUGGUCAUCACUGUUGGGGGCAUCAAGGAGGCACUGAAGACCAGGCCUGGAGCCUACAAGCUGGUGCUGCGGAACCGCAAGGGCUUCGUCAGGCUCGCCCUGAUGCACGGAGCAGAUCUAGUGCCGAUCUUCUCCUUUGGGGACAAUGACUUAUUUGUCCACCCUAAGAUAUCUCUUGGCUUUUGGUGGAAAUGGUUCAUUGAUCAACUGUACAAGAAGAUAGGUGUUGCCCUCCCGCUUUUCUAUGGCCGUGGAGUCUUCCAGUACAGUUUUGGUUUUCUGCCCUACCGCCGACCCAUCACCACCGUGGUGGGGAAGCCCAUCGAGGUACAGAAGACACCACAUCCCUCCCAGGAGGAGGUGGACAGGCUGCACCAGCGCUACAUGAACGAGCUGGAAAACCUCUUCGAAGCCCACAAGCUCAAGUACAACGUCCCAGAAGACCAACACUUGGAGUUCUACUGA